This is a messenger RNA of Ceratitis capitata (Mediterranean fruit fly), 4231 nucleotides long. RefSeq names its product peripheral plasma membrane protein CASK (gene CASK). Gene Ontology annotation, cellular component: cell-cell junction; plasma membrane. The transcript has 12 exons. The coding region runs from base 1923 to 3824 and encodes 633 amino acids. Gene Ontology annotation, molecular function: signaling receptor binding; ATP binding; protein kinase activity. Gene Ontology annotation, biological process: protein phosphorylation; regulation of neurotransmitter secretion. The record is from RefSeq and is a predicted model, not a curated record. NCBI's taxonomy places the organism in Eukaryota, Metazoa, Arthropoda, Insecta, Diptera, Tephritidae.
AAAAUAAAAAUCAUAACAAAACUAAAGAAAUAAAUUUAAAUAGGAAAUUUAUAAAGUAUUCAAUAAAAAACCCAAACAAAGUAGCGCACAAAACCAAUAUCAAUUACUAAAACUAAAUCCAACAAACAACCAACAACAAAACACAUACAAUAAGUAUAAUAAGUUUGUAGUAUGUACAUAUGUACGAGUACAGUGAUAAAGCAAAAAAAAAAAAAAAAAUGCAAGCAACACGCAUCUCGUAAAAUUAACCAAAUAACACACAUUUCACAAAGUUAUAACCAGAAGCGAAGAAGCAAACGAUUCCUAUAAAGGAUACUUGUACAAGCAUAAAAAGCAGCUGCGUGUCAAAGCCAAAGUAUAUAUGUACAUACAUACGUACGUUUAACCCAAUACUCGCUUUUCGGUUUGUGUUGAUGAGAUGAUAUGAGAUGAGAAGAGUUCAGCUGAAGAUGAAGUUCAUUCAUUCGUAUUCAUGAAUGCCGUUCAUUCGUUAUUUUUUUCCGUUCGGAACCAAUAGUGCUCCUUUAAAUUGUUGUAUUAUUAGGCGUAGUUAUUGUUGUUAUUGACUAAUACAUAUAUAUAUAUAUAUAUAUAUAUAAAUAUAUAUAUACCUACAUGCAUAAGUACAUACAGAGACACAUAUAAGAUAACAAAAAAGUGUAGAAGCAAAAAGAAGCAAGAAAUAUAAAAAAAAAUAUAAAUAAAUUUAUACAAACCUACAUAGCAAAUACGCCUCGUAAACACACACACACACACACACACACACACACACGCACGCAUACGUUAAGAUUAGUAGCGAACUACUAGUAAGAAUACACAAUCGGCUGACUGAGUAAAAGAACGACUGCGACACAACGAGGACAACCGCAAAGCCGGAACUGACAGCACACAUAGUCAGCAAGCGAAGUUUAAGUUCCAGCGUGGAAAAGUCAACUCGCGUCGUUUGCGAAAUUGAGUGCUGAACCUCGGAAAAAACAGCUAAAGGCGCAUAAAAACAAGACCGAAAACCAAAAGCGGAUUACUCUAAUCCAUUGGUGAUGACGUUGACGUGUACAACAACGCCUGUACGGAGCAACAGUGUAGUAACCGCCCUCAAGCAACAGCUUACGCCGCAGCAAUAGCAACAGGAGCACUUCGAUCUGCGGCUCUCAUUGAUUGUUCAACGCGCGAAGCUAACUGCAGCCAGACAAUAGUGGCAAGUGCCAAGGCGGCAGGGAAUAGAAGCGUUUAGUAGAUAGUCGAGUUGACAGCUACUCGGAUACGGAUACGGAUCGAAGGUUUGGCGUUGAUUACAACGAACGUGCAGUGAGAGCAGUCAACGGCAGUUACGGUGACGGUGCAGUGAAGUGGAAACGGCUGUUGUGACAUCGCAAAGACUUUGAAUUCGUGACUACGUGACCUCAAAGUCAGCGUCGUGUGUGCUUGGAGCUGGUCUGAGUGUGUGUGCUUAUGCGAGCAUCGAUCCUGAGAAGAAGGAGAGGUUUACCGUUAGGUAUUAGUAAAUAAACAUUUAUUCACGUCAGUCAUCUCCACCGCCACCGCACAGACUACAAUGCUCUGGUAGCCAAGAUAGUUUUGCCGUGGAUCACUACUGCGGCAGCAGCAGCGUUGAUACGCCACACGCAGUGAAUAGCAGCGGUAGUGUACUUGGUGUUGGAGCGUCUUCGGGUUUAAGUGGCUCGAGCAGCGGUGUUAGUAGUGGAAUCGUCGGCGGCGGCAGCAGUGGUGGCGGCGGCGGCGGAGUCGGAGGCGUUGGUGGCCUUUGUAGCCAAUGCUCAUCAACGGCAGCAGCUGCGGCUGCAGCUGCAGCAGGACAUCAAACAUCGUGCGGUGGCGGUGGCUGCAGCAGCGGCAGUGGCGGCGGCGGUGGCAAUCACAGCGGAAUUGGCAUUGGCGGCUGUUAUUGCAGCAGCAGCAACACGAUGUGCCAUCAUCAUGGAACUGGCAUCGGUGGCAUGCCAAUGGGUGUGCCACCACCACCACAACCGCCACAACAAUCGAUGAUGUCUGGCAGCGGCGUCGGCGCCAUCGGUGGCCUCGGCAGCAUCGGUGGCGAUCUACGCAAUCCCUUGCACAGCAGCAGCAGUUUACUCGGCUCACACAUCUCGCUCGGCGGUUUGAGUGUAGGCGGUGGCGGCGGCGGCGGCGGCGGUGGUCUCUACGGUUGUGAUACGAUCAUCUCAGGCGGCCCCAGUCACUGUCGCAGUUUGAGCGGUUUAAGUAGCCUAAGUAUUGGACCGCCAAUACCAGCACCACCAGUGCCGCCGCCACCACUAUUCAAUCCUUGCGGUUCAACAAGCUUUAAUUCGAUCCAUACAAUGCAACAGGGACCGAGUGGCGCCUCACGUUGGGGACCGCGUACAUCAUGCCCAAUACAUAGUCCAUUUCGAGUGCGUGCGCCCAACGGUUCGAUAUGCUCUGGACAUCAGGCAUUGCUACAUACUCACGAUGUUGUUGCACGAGACGUUUACGGCGAAGAGGCAUUACGCGUUACGCCACCGCCAAUGGCACCAUAUAUUAAUGGCGAUGAAAUCGAUAAUGUGGACAAUGGCGAAUUGCAGCAUGUAACCAGAGUACGUUUGGUGCAAUUCCAGAAAAACACCGAUGAACCAAUGGGCAUAACGUUAAAAAUGACCGAAGAUGGACGCUGUAUUGUCGCCAGAAUAAUGCAUGGCGGCAUGAUACAUCGUCAGGCAACGCUGCAUGUUGGCGAUGAGAUACGGGAAAUUAAUGGUCAGCCUGUGCAACAUCAAUCUGUGGGCCAAUUGCAACGGAUGCUGCGUGAAGCGCGUGGUUCGGUUACCUUUAAAAUAGUUCCUUCUUAUAGAAGUGCUCCACCACCCUGUGAGCUUUUCAGGAUAAGACCAACUCCAGUACUUAUAUUUGUGCGUGCACAAUUCGAUUAUAAUCCUUUAGAUGAUGAGCUUAUACCGUGUGCCCAAGCAGGCAUCGCAUUCCAAGUCGGCGAUAUUUUACAGAUUAUAAGCAAAGAUGACCAUCAUUGGUGGCAGGCCCGCUUGGAUACAGUGGGUGGUUCGGCCGGUUUGAUACCGUCACCGGAGUUGCAGGAAUGGCGUAUUGCCUGUAAUGUUGCGGAUAAGACCAAACAGGAGCAAGUAAAUUGUUCGAUAUUUGGGCGUAAAAAGAAACAAUGUCGCGACAAAUAUUUAGCUAAACACAAUGCCAUAUUUGACAACUUGGAUGUGGUGACAUACGAGGAGGUUGUAAAAGUGCCAGUCGGUGAUCCAAACUUUCAACGGAAAACGUUGGUUUUGCUUGGUGCGCAUGGUGUGGGUCGCCGUCACAUUAAGAAUACACUAAUUUCCAAGUAUCCCGAUAAAUAUGCAUACCCCAUACCACAUACAACGAGACCUGCAAAACCGGAGGAGGAGAAUGGACGCAGCUAUUACUUUGUUUCACAUGACGAGAUGAUGGCCGACAUAGCUGCAAAUGAGUACUUGGAAUAUGGUACUCAUGAGGAUGCCAUGUAUGGCACCAAACUGGACACCAUACGUCGCAUACACACCGAAGGUAAAAUGGCCAUAUUGGACGUCGAACCGCAGGCGUUGAAGAUUUUGCGUACAGCUGAGUUUACGCCUUAUGUUGUAUUCAUUGCGGCGCCUUCGCUACAAAAUAUCGCAGAUUAUGAUGGCAGUUUGGAGCGUUUGGCCAAAGAGUCCGAUAUGUUGCGUCAAUUGUAUGGGCAUUUCUUCGAUUUGACGAUCGUAAACAACGACAUUAGCGAGACCAUUGCUACGUUAGAGGCGGCCAUCGAACGUGUACACACCACACCACAAUGGGUGCCAGUGUCAUGGUUAUACUGACAAGACAGUGAGCUUGAGUGUCCCGAUUGCUUGGAGGGCUGCGACUGUGAAUGGGAAGCAUAUGCAGCUGGUGCUCAACAACCAAAUACGGGCCUCUUUUAAAGUUAUUACAUGCUACAACAAAUAUAACAACAUCAACUACAACAACAGCAACAACAAAAACAACAACAGCAACAGCAGUAAUGAAAUGAAAUUCACUCAGCAUAAUACUGUAAACAUAUAUAAUAUAUGCGCAAAACAUCACUUGGAAACAUCAACUUAUUAUAAAAAAUACAUGAUACAUAUAAUUAUUAUUAUUAUUGAAUAAUUAAAACAAAAGCAGAAAAAAGCUAAACGAAUUCUGGCAAACAUAAAGACAUAUUUACUUGCAACAGUGCACAAAGUGACACAGGCAACUUACCAACUUA